AUGAAUAAUUUCUCAUCAUUUAUACUAUUAACACUUUUAAUUCUAUUAUUUUGUUACAAAUCACUCGAAAUUAGUGAAAAAAAUUUAGUUGAUUCUUUAAAUGCAGAGAAUGUUCCAGUACCAGUAGUUUUAAAUGAUGAAGAAGAUAAACAUAUUAUAGAAAAAAGACAACGUAGUAGAAAACAAAAAAAAAAACAAAAAAGAGCAAAAAGAAAUAGAAGACAACUUCUUGCUUCUAUAAAUGCUAUAAAUUUACAAUUUGCUGCAUUAAGUCGACAAAUUAGUAGUCUUCAAGUUCAAGUAUCAAAUUUGGCGACAACAACUACAACAACAAUGGCACCAGGAAGACGUUAA
Messenger RNA from Strongyloides ratti, 354 nucleotides. RefSeq lists its product as hypothetical. Lineage: Eukaryota; Metazoa; Nematoda; Chromadorea; Rhabditida; Strongyloididae. The coding region runs from base 1 to 354 and encodes 117 amino acids. The record is from RefSeq and is a predicted model, not a curated record. The transcript has a single exon.